This is a messenger RNA of Juglans microcarpa x Juglans regia, 1827 nucleotides long. RefSeq names its product tubulin alpha-1 chain-like. Lineage: Eukaryota; Viridiplantae; Streptophyta; Magnoliopsida; Fagales; Juglandaceae. The record is from RefSeq and is a predicted model, not a curated record. Gene Ontology annotation, biological process: microtubule cytoskeleton organization; mitotic cell cycle. The coding region runs from base 153 to 1592 and encodes 479 amino acids. The transcript has 3 exons. Gene Ontology annotation, cellular component: microtubule; cytoplasm. Gene Ontology annotation, molecular function: GTP binding; structural constituent of cytoskeleton.
CAGAUGCGAACAGCACACACAAAUUGCAAACCACAAGCAGAGGUUCCGCGUAAGAGAGGCGUCUUGAUAAACGCACUUCUUUCGUUCUCUCUCUCUCUGGUCCUCAUCUCCUCCUUCAUCUGCUCGUCACAUUUUUCCAUUUCUCAACGAAAAUGAGAGAAUGCAUCUCGGUCCACAUCGGCCAGGCCGGUAUUCAGGUCGGAAAUGCUUGCUGGGAACUCUACUGUCUCGAGCACGGCAUUCAGCCUGAUGGCCAGAUGCCAAGCGAUAAGACUGUUGGGGGUGGUGAUGAUGCUUUUAACACCUUCUUCAGUGAAACUGGUGCUGGGAAGCAUGUCCCCCGUGCAGUUUUUGUAGAUCUAGAACCUACAGUUAUUGAUGAGGUCAGGACAGGGACGUACCGACAACUCUUUCAUCCUGAACAACUCAUUAGCGGCAAGGAAGAUGCAGCUAACAAUUUUGCUCGUGGCCACUAUACCAGUAAAGAUCUCUCAUUUAUCUUUCCCCUUUUGACUUAUGCAACCCUGUUUUUUUUCAACUGCUUAUGCGCCUCAUUUGAUUCAGUUGGGAAAGAGAUCGUUGAUCUGUGCUUGGAUCGUAUCCGAAAGCUUGCUGACAACUGCACUGGUCUACAAGGGUUCCUGGUUUUCAAUGCUGUGGGUGGGGGUACUGGUUCUGGUCUUGGCUCCCUUCUCCUCGAACGACUUUCAGUUGACUAUGGCAAGAAGUCUAAGCUUGGGUUCACUGUAUAUCCCUCACCACAGGUUUCUACCUCCGUUGUUGAGCCCUAUAAUAGUGUCCUCUCUACCCACUCCCUUUUGGAGCACACUGAUGUUGCUGUGCUGCUCGAUAAUGAGGCGAUCUAUGAUAUCUGCAGGCGUUCCCUUGACAUUGAGCGCCCCACAUAUACAAAUCUUAACCGAUUGGUGUCUCAGGUGAUUUCAUCGCUAACUGCUUCUCUGAGGUUUGAUGGUGCCUUGAAUGUAGAUGUGACUGAGUUCCAGACUAACCUGGUCCCAUAUCCCAGGAUUCACUUCAUGCUUUCAUCUUAUGCUCCUGUGAUCUCAGCUGAGAAGGCCUACCAUGAGCAGCUAUCGGUUGCAGAGAUCACCAACAGUGCAUUUGAGCCUUCAUCCAUGAUGGCCAAGUGCGACCCCCGCCAUGGCAAGUAUAUGGCUUGCUGUCUGAUGUACAGAGGAGAUGUGGUGCCCAAGGACGUCAAUGCAGCUGUGGCCACCAUCAAGACCAAGCGUACCAUCCAAUUUGUUGACUGGUGUCCAACUGGAUUUAAGUGUGGCAUUAAUUACCAACCCCCAACCGUUGUUCCUGGUGGUGAUCUUGCCAAGGUUCAGAGGGCAGUGUGCAUGAUCUCUAACUCCACCAGUGUAGCUGAAGUGUUCUCCCGCAUUGACCACAAGUUUGACCUUAUGUAUGCAAAGAGGGCAUUCGUUCACUGGUAUGUCGGUGAGGGCAUGGAGGAAGGUGAAUUCUCGGAGGCCCGUGAAGACCUUGCUGCCCUCGAGAAAGAUUAUGAGGAGGUUGGUGCUGAGGCUGGUGAAGAUGAGGAAGGUGACGAGGGGGAUGAGUACUAAGAAACGAAUGCUGCUUUUAAAUAACAUGGCUUGUGAGCUUAAUAUUCCUUUAGUUCCGUGGCGCUGACUUGUGCCCUUUUCUUUCCAAACUGUUGACUUGCUCUAGCCGUUGCUCUGGAUUCUAGUUGCCAUCUCACCUAGUGUGAAGCAGCUAUCUAUGUUACUUAUAUGGUUUACUCUCUUCCUGUGUUGAACUUUUCAAUGAUAUGACUAUGGCCUAUUAUAUUUAUAACGA